Molecule: messenger RNA, 5658 nt
Organism: Volvox carteri f. nagariensis
Lineage: Eukaryota; Viridiplantae; Chlorophyta; Chlorophyceae; Chlamydomonadales; Volvocaceae
Exons: 26
Coding region: 1-5658 (1885 amino acids)
Biological process (GO): proteasomal ubiquitin-independent protein catabolic process
Cellular component (GO): cytosol; nucleus
Molecular function (GO): proteasome binding; peptidase activator activity
Source: RefSeq, a predicted model, not a curated record
AUGGCUCCCAGGAUUUGGCAGAAGUGGCUUCCCCAAGAUAUUGCUCAGGGUAUUCAAGAUGAAGAGCCAGGCCGCUUUGCAGCGCUUUCCCGCUGCGUCUGCGCGGAAGUGGAUGCCAUACUGCGGGACGACGUAGAUCCGAACCGCUGGCACCGCCUUGUGAAGUGGCUGUCACACGUGAAUACCUUCAGUAAUCGGCACCAGGACUUUCCCGCUGAGCACGUCCUACCACUGGCCGAGGCGCUAUGGCGCAGCGUGUCGGAAUCGUGGAGAGACCUGGAGGCGCAGGUCCGCAUAACGGAGUGCCUGACCAAGCUCCUGCGCACACACAAGCGCACACUGCGCCGUGCUCACCUGCAACUGCCCUGGCGGCCGCUGUUCGCAGUGCUGAAGCGCCUGCAUGGCUUGCCACUGCCCAAGCUGGAAGGCGUGGGAUUGAUCAUGGCGCGUGGUACGGCACUGGUGAAGCUAGUAUCCAAGGCCCGACGGUUCUUCGAGCCCAAUGCUCUAGGGGAGGUGUGGUGCGAGCUGCGUCCCUCCAUUCUGGCGGUCGAUCGGCGGCCCAGCGAAGGGUACGAGGCGCUGGGCUACUUGCAGCUGUUCGCGCCCACACAUGGCAUGUGCAGAUGCAACUGGCAGCUCUCAACGGCUGGCUGUUGGAGUGUCUUGAAUUGGCAACCCCACCUGCCCCACAUCUUCGCCAGCCUCACCGGUUUCUUCGACGUGCCAAUCGGCACCUCAAGGGCCGUCGGCGAUAUCAUCACGCGCAGUACGCCGGGAAGGGCUUCCGUACUGUUUGGAGACCAGAUGGGCUACGGCUCCUUCCACGCCGCCCGACUGGUGGUCCACCUGCUGCGCUGCACCGCCGACCCCCAGCGGGGGCCCCCCACUGCCGCCGCCGCCGCAGCCGCCGCCUCGCAUCUGGAGCACCUCACAUCACUGCUGGAGCAGUACUACCACCCCUCCAAUACGGGCAAGUGGUGUCGGGAUCUGGGUACCCUGCUCAAGCACCUGGUCAAGGCGGCGGUCAAACAGCUGGAGAGGCAGCAACCGCCGCCGCCGCAGCCGCCAUUAGCCGCCGCCACCGCGGCUGACGGCAGGAUGGCUUGUAAUGAUGAUGAGGACGUGCAUGGUGGUAAUGAUGAUGACGACGAGUUAGCUGAUCACGAGUUCGAGCUUUUGCAGCUGGAAGGUGGCGGCGACGGCGGCCAGGGCUCCCCAGCGGUGGCGGCGGUGGCGGCGACGGGGGUAGCGUCGUCUCGGCCGUGGGUUUCGGAGCUUCGCGAGGCGGAGCUUCAGCGGCUUGCGUCGUGCUGUGUGACGCUGGCGGCUCGGGCCCAAUUCUCCAAGGACUCGGGCAUCUCCACCGUGUCUGUCAAGGCGUUGUCGCAGCUGGCGCUGGUGGCGCCGGGUCGCGUCCUGCCGCUGGUUCUGGAGCGGUUCCGUACGGCACUGGCCACCGCCACGGCCACUCACCAGCUGGUGGCGGCGACGACGACGCUGGCGCUGUGUGUACGGCCGCUGUUGUUGGCGGGCUGGGCCGCGGGUGGCGAGAGUGAGGGCGAGGAGCGAGAGACGGCGGCGCAGUUGGUGUCCGAGGCGCUGACGGCGGUGCUGCCUGGCUUCGACGCAAAUGACGAGCCCAAGACCAACGCCGUACUGCAGCUGUACGUAUCCGCGAUUUCCUCGCUGCCGCGGUUGCGCGGUGCGGGGGAGGGUGACGAGACGGAUGAGGCGGCGGCGGCGGAAGAGGCGGAGGAGCAUUCGUUUGGACGUGCUGUGCAACCAGCCGGCGGCACAGGCAGUACCGCUGCAGCGGUGGCGCCGAUGGGCGUCGACGCCGCUGCCGCCGCCGCCGCCGCCAACAGCGGUGCCGCCGCAGGCGGCAGCAGCGGCGGCGUUGGUGGUGAGCUGACUUUAUCCCUCUACGUGGAGGAGUGGGCGGAGGAGGUUUUGGAACGGUGCCUGGCGUUGCUCCAGAACCUGGAUUCGGGGCCGGGCCAGGGCGGCACGGAUAUGGCGUCCAGAGGCGGCGGCAGCGCCGCCAGUACGAGCUCCUUCCUGACGAGGGGCUGUUUAGCGUCCCGGGCUUUGGCCUUGGCUGAUAGGUUCCUUGAGGUGAACAGCCUCGUGCUGCAGGAGGAGGCUGCCACUCUGGGUGCGGUGGUGGUGAUGACACUACCGAGGUACUGGAUGGACCCGCACCUGCCCUGGCUCCGACCCGCGGGUCACCCCGAGUCUGUGCCGCUGGUGCCGGGGCGAGGUGUGGAGUUGUGGGUGGACAAGUUCGGAACGGGAUAUCAGCCCCCGAGGUGGCUAGGUCCCUCCUCCGAGCACCUGGCUCUGGCCAACCAGCUGAUAAGGCUGAGGCUGCUGAGACCCGCACAACGACUGAGGGCGCUGAUGAGGGGCGCCCAGACAACUACAGCCACUACUACUACCGCAUCCGCCGCAUCCGCCGCAACCACCACCGCUGGGACUGGGGGCGGUGUUGAUGGCGGCGGGGUUGUCGCCAAGCUGCAUGUGCGGGGGGAGCUGCUGAAACUGGCGGAGGCCCUGGUGGACAUCUGCAGCGCUCUCGGCUCUUCCGGCGACCCCGAGCUGCUCGCUGUGGCCUCCCGCUGCGCGGGGGUGCUGCUGACGGCGGGCAGUAUAGAGCACGCGGCCCAGGUGGACGAGCGCGGCCAGAAGGCCACCGACGACACGCAAUCGGAUGUGCCCGCAGCGACCCGGCUCAUGGCGGAGUCCUGGACGUCCUCGGCGCCGUUGGUGUGGCGGCGGCGGAUGCCCCCCUGGCUGGUCCAGGCCCGACUGCAAAACCAGCUCGUGUCUCGGUCCGCCGAUGCCGCCUUCCGCUCCGCGGCUUGGUGCACCACUCGCCAUCCGCAAAUGACUCGGCUGGAACAGCGCUUCCCCUGCCUCGCACCCGUGUACUUGCCGUACUUCCUCGCUACGCUGGCGGACGUGCCAUACGACUGGGCCCCGACGACACCGCUGUCGCCGCCGCCGCUGACAGAUUUUUGUGCAAGCGUUCGGGCUGCAGCCUUCGGUGGCGGCAGCACCGCUGUCGCCGCCAGCGGUGCUGCCGCCGGCGCUCUGGCGUGCAUUUUUUCGCCGCCGCCUCUCAGCGAGAUUGACCGUGACGGCAAGGUUGUGGGUGCGUGUCACACCAUGAACAAGGCGCUGAACUUCUGGCGCCUCAUUUCCAGGUCGCCCACAUGGCUGGGGGCGACGCUGGCGGCGCUGCUGGCGGCACGCACCCACAACGCUUCCGUACCGCAGAAGGCACUGGGCGACUUGCUGCUCACGUUUGCCGGCCGCUUUCUGCAUCCACCUGCCCUGUCGUACGCCGACAGCGGCGGCGUCAACGGCGGAUUGUACGGCGAUCUCGUACGAUCGCUGGUCGAGGUGGCGCGGCCGGGCGCGAUGGCACGCCGCGGCGCACCGUUCCGCUACACCAUCAUAGCCAAUGUCAUGUUGACGCUGAUGCUGCCGUACCGUUACGGCGCCAGCGCUGACGUCAGCGACUACGGCGGCGCUGGCGGCACCUUCCUGCCGUUGUGUGUUGUGGUGGAAUACGGCGCGCCGUUGCCGCAGCUGAAGGACGUUUUGCGGGCGACCAUCGCCUCCGCCUCCGCCUCCGCCUCCGCCUCUACCUCCACUGUAGCUGGGGCAGAGCCGCCUCCUGGUGCCUCAGGAGCCCCAUCUUCUGGCUGCGGAGGUGCCGCUGGUGGUGGCGAUGGUGGUGACAGCGGUAGUGGUAGUGUUUGGGGGUUUAGGCUCAUCCAUGCGCUGGCUCUCAACCACACGGAGCUGGACAGCGCUGAGGCCUUGAAGGACAAGCGGGGCGCCGGUCUGUUGGCCCUUCAUCAGCGGGUGCUCCGCAUGACGUUUGAGGAGCUGGCGGGGGGUCUGGCCUCCGUGCCACUGGAGCGACUGUCCAAGUGGCCGAAUGACGGCCUGCCGACGCCGGCGGCGGUGAUGGAGGGGCUGUUCGCUGUACGGCAUGCACGGCUGGUGCAGCUGCUGGCGGCGGCGGCGCCGGAGGAGAUGCUGUCCGCUUUGCGGGGGCACAUAGAGUUACUCACGGCCGCUGGACACGUCACCGCCACUGGCGGCGAGGGCGGCGACAAGGCGGAGAUGGCGACGGCGGCGGAGGUGCUGGCGGGGCUGAUCGCGAGCGGCGCGCCGUGGGUGGCUGCGGACGGAGGUACGGCAGGUGGUGCUGGGAGCAGCGGCGCCGGCGCCGGCGGCGGCGUUGGCGGCGGUUGGGCGGUGGCCGCCCUGGCGCGGGCCAUCUCGGGUACGAAUCUGGACAUGUCGGAGACCUGGGCGCUGUCGUACCGGUACGUAGUGCAGCAGUGCAGCACCCCCUUUGCCACGUCGUACAUAUUUUCCUCAUGCAUUCGUAUCUUGAAGGGCAUUCCGUACACCGGCAUACCCACCCACCCACCCGCGCUCGUCCGUCUCUACGCCGUACGCGGCAUUCUAGAUGGUCUGGUCCCAGAGGGUCCUAGCGCGGCGGCGGACCGCCGCCCGCUGCUGCCGCGGCCGCCGCUGGCAGCUGGACUUACGGAUGGUACCUUAGUGACGGCGCUGGGUGAUCUGCUGCGUCUUACCGUACCUUCGCCUCUGGCGCCGCCGCCGGUGACGGCGGCGGCGAGCACGCUGGCCGCGGAAGCGGACGUCAACGCCGCAGCUGGCGGUAGCACCGCCGUGACCGCCAGCGGCGGCGGCGGCGGCGGCGGCAUGCCGGCCCGCAUCAAGCGCCUCCGUUGCGUGGGUGCUGUCGUACGGGAGCUGACGAGACUGGACCCAUGCAAUGAGUUGCCGCUGCCGGUGCGUCUCUUUUGGCGGGGCCUGUUGGACGAGCUUCACUCAGUGAGCUCCUCCCUGGACUGCCUCGGCCUCCGAGACCAGCUCCGCGGCCCCAUCACCGACACGCUGGCGUACUUCGGCGCCACCACAGACGAGGUGGAGGUGGAGGUGGAGCUGGACGGUGCCGGCAGCAGCGGCGGGGUCGCGGGUGCGGUCAUGUUGCUGGUGCGGCCCGGCGGCUCGCAGCUGCCUAGCUACCACGCCAGCCUGCAGGACCUGCGCACCCGGGCACGCAACCUGGCGCUGACCGUGGCGGCGAGGUUCAACGACGCGGCCGUACAAGCGCAGGACGCCAGGGCGGCGGAGGCGAACACGAUGGCUGCGGCAGUGGCCCCGCCGCCGGCAUCGCCGCGCGCUAGUCCCGGCGUGGCCACCGCCGCCGCAGCCAGCGACUCGCCGGUCUCACGCGCUGCUACAGAUGAUUUGGUUUUGGUCGACGCCGUCGACGUGGUGUCGGUUCCGGCGUCGGCGUCGGCAUCCGAAACCACUUCCCCUGGCGGCGGUGCCGCUGCUGGGCUUGCGACGGCGGCGGAACCCAUGGACGUGGAUACUGUCGCCGCCGCCGCUGGCGGCGGCGCCGGCGCUUCCAGCGCCUCGGCCGCCGUGGCGCACCUGGGUUUGGGCCUGGAAGUUCAGCUGGAUGCGGCGGCCCGGCACCGCUCCCCGGGGCUGCGGGAGCUUGUGGUGGGGAUGCUGCCCGGGCUGCUCAGACUUCAGGACGUGGCGGCAGCCGCAAUGGUUCAGCAGCUUUUUUACACCAGCGGUGGUUACACGUUAUGA